GUUGCUGUUGCUGUUGCUGUUGCUGUUGCUGUUGCUGUUGCUGUUGCUGUUGCUGUUGCUGUUGCAAUUGGAGUUGGAGCUGCUGCUGUUGUUGUUGUUGAGCCAGUACCAUGGCUUGUGAGAUAGCAUUCGCCUGGGCCAUCAAGAGAGGAUUCUGCAGCAUUGCCUGGCUCAUUGCAUGUGGAUUGAUGACACCACCGGGUGCCAGUAAGGGAUUGGAGCUGAUCUGCUGGAUCCAGUCGCGCUGCUGUUGAGCAAGGGCGAGCUGCUGUGCAGUAUCAUCCAAGGGCAUCCCUGUGGAGACAAGAGGUGGCAGCGGGAGGCGCGCCAGCCCUGGGACCCCAUUUGGCGCUUGUUGCGACUGCUGCUGCUGCUGCAAUUGAUGCUGUUGCUGCAGCUGUCGAAGAUGGAGAUGAUGCUGGAGCUGGAGCUGGAGCUGCUGUUGCUGCUGCUGUGUCAAGGAAGGGUCGACCCCGGCAGGGCCGUUGGAGCCGUCGGCCUUCAGGGUGUUCGAGGAGCUGUCUUCUUGGGCCAAUUGGUUCAAGAACUCGGAGAAAGCCCUCUGUUCAUGAUCCGAGAGCAGGGACGGGAAGUUCAUUGGGGAUAGCGGGGCGAGAUGUGUAAGACAGCAGCUGGAUUAAAAAAAAAA
Gamsiella multidivaricata is the source of this 649-nucleotide messenger RNA. RefSeq lists its product as uncharacterized. Lineage: Eukaryota; Fungi; Mortierellomycota; Mortierellomycetes; Mortierellales; Mortierellaceae. The record is from RefSeq and is a predicted model, not a curated record. The transcript has a single exon. Bases 383 to 607 code for a protein of 74 amino acids.